AUGAUGAUUGUAACAACUACAGAUUAUGUCGUGGCUUGUAUCGUACCUUUUAUGUCUGAUUUUAACAACAGCGAUGCUGCGAUAAUGAAAGAUAUUUUACUUCGCAAUACCGAUAACAUUCUAAGUUGGUUAAAAGAAUAUGACAUACUGGUGGCUGAUAGAGGUUUUAGGGACUCUAUCGGUGUUAUGAAAGUUUUUGGGUUGGAGGCUACUAUACCAUCAUUUCUCGAUGACAGACGUCAAUGUUCAGCCGAAGAAGCUAAUGAAUCAAGAUGCAUCAGAAAAAUACGCUGGGUCGUGGAAGCCGCUAACCAUUGUCUCAAACAAUUUAAGUACUUUGCGAAUACCCUUCAAAACUCGUCCCUAGUGUACUUAGAAUCUGAUAUGUCAAUUGCUUGCGCUCUCAUCAAUCAUUAUCAACCACCUAUGACAAGAUCUAAACUGGAAGAUGAAGAAAUAGAUGUACAAAUAAUGCAAUUACGCCAACAAAAAAAUAAAAUUCAACUCCUCUUAGAAGAAAAUAAUCUAAUCAGGCUGUUUUCUCUAUGGGAAAUAAUUAAUCUUACAGAAAUCAUAGAUGGUUUUCCUAUUAUGACACAAGACGGUCUAGAAGAUCUCACUUUCGGUAACAAAUCUUCAUUUAAUUUCUACCAACUAUCUAUUUUUAUAGGUGUCCUUCAAUUGAAACGAACACGUUCUUAUGUUGAAGAGCGCUGCUCAACUACCAAUCUAACCAGUGACGUAGCUUACAGUGUACACCCAUGUAAAAUGAUUCCCAAUUUGAUCUGUAUUCCUAUUCAAUCCGCACAUAGAUAUCGAAUUACUUAUCAUCCAACAUUUUACUGA
Molecule: messenger RNA, 846 nt
Organism: Rotaria socialis
Lineage: Eukaryota; Metazoa; Rotifera; Eurotatoria; Philodinida; Philodinidae
Source: the annotation of a GenBank genome assembly